Molecule: messenger RNA, 912 nt
Organism: Dentiscutata erythropus
Lineage: Eukaryota; Fungi; Glomeromycota; Glomeromycetes; Diversisporales; Gigasporaceae
Source: the annotation of a GenBank genome assembly
AUGCCGAAUUACAUGAUGAUUGCAGUUUUCCUUUGUAAGACGAUUCAACAAAUAGAAAUCUUUAUAGACAGAAAAAUCCUUUCUUUACACAAUCCUGGAGUAAUGUCAAAUAAAUCAUUUGAUUACUCAAAGGAGUUAGAAAAGUAUUGUAAAGAUUCGAAUAUAAAAAGUUUUGAUUACUCGAAAUUUAGUAAACUCGAAAAAAUUGGACGCGGUGGGUUUGCAAUCGUGUAUUCGACCGUUUUCCUAGAAGAAAAGUAUGCGCUGAAAAGUCUGAACAAUAACCUGUCGCUCGAUUAUGAGCAAUUCAAACAAUUCGUGCGUGAGAAGAAAUUUAUUGACGCUACACUUUCAGAUUAUGCUGAUAUUUAUAUUAAAUGCUGUUCUUCUGAACUUGACCAGCGUCCAACACUAAAUGAAAUUUCAAAAAAGCUCGAAAAUCUAUCGGAGAAUACAACUGUUGAAUUUAUUAAAAAUUGCAUUAAUAAAAAUAAUCAGCAAACUGUGCAGCCAAUUCUAAAUUAUUUAGAACGAUUAGAUUCCUCUAAUAUUAUAACCGAAAAUAUAAACAUGGAAAAGCACCAUGAAGGUAAUCAAGAUGGUUCAGAAAAUAAUACGCAUUCAAAAAACGACACAGUCGAUGAAUUGAACGAACUUGAUGAAACUACUUCGAAUAAUAAUCUUGCAGCCUUAAAUGAGGCCAUGAAUUUAUUCACCCGAUCAUGCAAUAGUUCUGAAGAAGUAAUACAAAUACCAAUUAAAACCAUUAACGAAUUAUGGAGCUUCUUUGUCAUAUACUUCUUAAAUACGGGACUUUUAUGGGUAUUUCAACCGCGUUCACGUGACUUAGAGGGAUAUGAACAUCAUGAUGGACCAAAAUAUCAAUAUAAUUGGAUUGCUCUUCAUUGGUGA